Messenger RNA from Ceraceosorus guamensis, 3502 nucleotides. RefSeq names its product transcription elongation factor Spt5. Gene Ontology annotation, cellular component: DSIF complex. Gene Ontology annotation, biological process: regulation of DNA-templated transcription elongation; regulation of transcription by RNA polymerase II; transcription elongation by RNA polymerase II. The record is from RefSeq and is a predicted model, not a curated record. Gene Ontology annotation, molecular function: protein binding; mRNA binding. Lineage: Eukaryota; Fungi; Basidiomycota; Exobasidiomycetes; Ceraceosorales; Ceraceosoraceae. The coding region runs from base 28 to 3390 and encodes 1120 amino acids. The transcript is spliced from 5 exons.
CUCCUCCGGUGCCAUCCACUGCCCACCAUGUCCUCACGCUCCGCAUCACCACAGCAUCGCCCGCGAAACUAUUCCGACGAGGAGGAGGAGGAGGAGGAUAGGCGUGAGCCUAGACGCGCUCGUCGAGGCACAUCCGAGGACGAGGAGGAUGACGAAGAGGACGAAGAGGAUGAUGAAGAGGAUGACGAGGAGGACGACGAAGAGGAGGAUGAGACGAGGACGCGUAGUGGUGCGGGACAUGAGAGGAGAAAGAAGAAAAAGAGACGCAAGGGAGGCAACAGAUUCUUGGACGACGAAGCAGAGGUGGACGAUGAUGAAGAGGAUAUGGACGAGGAUGAGGCUGAAUUGGCUCGCGAAGACGGCUUCAUCGAUCAAGAUGACGACGAGGAAGGCGACGAUGACCGCAGGAGGCAGACUGCAGCCGACAAUCAGAGGCUAGAUAGGGCCAGACGUCAGGCGGAGGAUCGCUCAGCCGAGGAGAUCGCUGCGGGCUUUAAUGAACGCUACAAGCAGUCCAGAUCGCAGAGGUCGGAUUACAGUCAAGUACCGCAGCGCAUGCUCAUGCCUUCCAGCAAGGAUCCUCCCUUGUGGUCCGUCAAGUGCAAGGCCGGACGCGAGCGCGAAAUUACAAUGACGAUGAUCCGCAAAGCUAUGUUGCGGGAAGCGCAAGGUCGACCUUUGGAUAUCCUGAGCACUUUUUACAAGGACAGCAUCCCGCAGCGCAUGUACGUCGAAGCUUGGAGCCAGGAGGCCGUUGUGGAAGCUUGCAAAGAGAUCGUCGGCGUGUACGCCAGAGCGCCAACUGCGCUGACGCAAGUGCCGGUAGAAGAGAUGGCCACCAUGCUCCGCAUCACCAAAGUGGUCAAGGAGCUCAAAGUCGGCAGCUGGGUGCGUUUCAAGAGGGGAAGGUAUACGGGAGACUUGGCGCAGGUCAUUGAAACGCUCGAGGGCGGCCUCGAAGUUGGCGUCAAGUUUGUUCCGCGCAUCGAUCUCUCCCCCGUCGAGAUGGGAGAGUUCAUCGACAGCAAAGGUCGCAAGCGCAAAAAGGGUUCGGCUGGAAGCACCAUGGUCAAGGAUAGACCGGCGGCCAAAUUUUUCAAUUACGACGAAAUCUCUCGCCUGGUGCCUGCCAGGGACAGACCCUUGCGUACAGGCUCAGCAUUCGUGUUCAGAGGCAAGACGUACAGGAGCGGCUACUGCGAAGAAGAUGUGAGAAUUUCUGCAUUCAUCACCGAGGACGUCAACCCAACACUGGAUGAAGUGACGCGAUUCCGAGGAGGCAGCGACGCUGCUGGGCUGGCCACGAACGCUGCCGAGCUUGAUCUGCUGGCAGAGGCCACCCGAGCCAAAGCGGAGCAGCUGCUUCGACGUGGCGAUCAUGUAGAAGUGUUCGAAGGAGAACAAGCGGGCCUGGAGGGAACCGUCGAAACGGUGCACGGCGAUGUCAUCACCAUCAAAGACACCACGGGCAAUCUCGACCAUCAGACCAUCGAGGUGCCGGUGAAAUAUGCCAGGAAACGCUUUCAGCCCGGUGAUCACAUCAAGGUCAUUGCGGGCAAGCAUACCGACGAGACUGGCCUGGUAGUCAAGGUGGAAGACAACGUCACUAUUUUCUUGUCGGAUCUGUCGCUAGAGGAAGUCAGCGUAUUCACCAAGGAUAUACACGAGGCCGCCGAAGUGGGGAGCGGCGUCACCAAUGUUGGAGGCUACAAUCUGCACGAUCUAGUGCAGCUCGAUGCGCAGACUGCGGGUGUCAUUUUCAAGAUCGAAAAGGGCGGCUUCUCUGUGCUGGAUCAAUUGGGCCAGACCAGGUCGCUACUCGCUCAUCAGAUCACCAUGAAGAGAGAUUCGGGAAGAGCUGUCGCGCUCGAUUCCGAGGGAAGUGAAUUCAGAGCAGGGGACACGAUGAAGGAGAUAGAUCAGGAUGAGCGCGAUGGGCAGGUCUUGCACGUCUAUCAAUCCAUGCUCAUCUGGCUAUUCAAUCGCGACUUGCGCGAAAACGGCGGAGUCUUCCUGUCUCGAGCAAGAAAGCUCCGUCCAAAGGCUCCACGUAGCUCGACCACCGGUCCAAAAUUGGAUCUAUCCAAGCAAAAUCCAGCUCUGUCCAUGGCAUCUCCCAAUACAGCUGGAGGUGGUGGUGGAGCCCUUUCGAGCUUUAGCAGGCCUGGCGGCAGGGACUUUUUGGCGGGCAAGACCGUUGCGAUCACCAAGGGCGCCUACAAGACCUACAGGGGAAUCAUCAAGGACACCAACGGACCGAUGGCUCGAGUCGAGCUUCAUACCAUGCCCAAAAUCCUGACUAUAGAAUUGACCUCGCUCAUCGAAAAAGAUCCGAUCACCGGCAAGAGCAAACCUCUCAGUGCGAGACCAGGCGCACCGAUAGGCCCACCUACUAUGGGCGCAGGUGCUUUUGGCGCUCGUCCGAACAGCAAUCCCUACAGCGCCUACGGAGCAGGCGCAGCAGCAGGCAGUCGGACGCCGGCCUACAACUCGGGCGGCAAAACGCCGGCAUACGGUGCAGGCAACAAGACGCCGGCCUACUCGUACGGAGAUGGUGGAAGGACGCCGGCUUACGGCUUUGGAGAUGGCGGGAGGACGCCGGCGUAUUUUGGUGGCGGCGGCGCCGAUGGCGGGCGGACUCCCGCAUACGGCGGUGCUGGAGGUCGUACGCCUGCAUACGGAGCGGGCAAUCGUACGCCGGCAUACGGAGGCUCGACGAGCAUCGGGCCGAUUGGCAGCGCAACGCCUAAUCCGUAUGCUGCUGCCAACACGCCUAGGGACACUGCUCCGACACCGGCAGCCUAUGGGGCCGCGUACCAAGGAGCACCCACUCCCGCUGCAUCUGCCCCGACGCCGGGACAGCCGCGAUCAGGACCCUACGCUGGCGCGCCUACCCCUGGGGCGACGCCCGGCAUGUACUCUGCCCAGACACCUGGAGGCGCUCCAAUGGCUGCGCCGACUCCCGGAGCUGGCAACUGGAGCGCGGCAUACGCACCCACGCCCGGGGCUGGCAUCUCGACAAUGCACUCUGGUGGUGCUGGACGAACGACUGCAACUGUGCAGGUCAAGCUGAUCCCAGACAUUCAAGUUAUCGUCACCUCUGGCCCGUAUGCAGGGUCGAACGGUGCGAUAUUGAGCAUAGACGAUGCAGCCCGAACGGCAGUGGUGUCGCUGGAGGAGGCUAGCAAGAGCAGAGAGACGUUUGGAUUGGAUGAGCUGAGGGCCAAGCAGCCUCGCAAUAGAGGUGCAAUGUGCUUUGCUCUGGCUAGUCCGAACGAGGGCACCAGGGUGACGGUGCAGAGCAUCGAUGGGGACGACGUCAUGGCUACGGCCCAUGCCACUGGCCAACAGAUUUUCGCGCCUACCAGUACAUUUGCUCUCGCUGCUUGAAGCGCGCCAACUUUGAAGUCGUCGAAGAAGAUUGCUUCGUGAUCCGGAGAAAUUGUAGAAGCGACGCUCGAAGUAUGUUCGAAUGCAAUCACCAAACGAAUUCAUGGUUGUG